AUGGCUGGUGUCACUGAGGUUGCUGCUCUAGGUCGACCUUUCACCCUAGGAAUGCUCUAUGAUGCUCGGAAAGAUCAACUGAUCCCAGGUUUGACAUUGUGGGAUGAUGAAACUCUAAAAAAGAAUACAGUUGAAAACUGUCAGCAAAGCAGUGACUUUAAAAUGUCCACAUCUGACUCCAUUGAAUCCAAGGCCUCUCUGCUGGAUGUUGAUUCUUCUCUGAAGGCCAGUUUCCUGAGUGGACUGAUUACAGUUGGAGGAUCUGCCAAGUAUCUCAAUGAUACGAAGAAAUUCAAGAAUCAGAGCAGAGUGACGUGUCAGUACAAAGCUACCACACGCUUCAAGCAGUUGACAGUGAUCGACCAUUUAACCAUGAGUACCCAACAGAUAGAUGGUAUUAAGAAGGGCUCUGCAACACAUGUAGUCACAGGCAUCCUUUAUGGAGCAAACGCUGUCUUUGUGUUUGACAGUGAGAAGUUAUAUGACGAAAGUGUUCAAAACUUCAAGGGCAAAAUGAAAACUGUGAUAAAUAAGAUCCCCAAAUUUAAUGUUGACGGGAAAGUUGACAUCAAGCUGAAUGAUGAAGAAAAAGCUCUGACUGAGAAAUUCUCCUGCAAAUUCUACGGAGACUUCAUUCUUGAAAGCAACCCAGCAACAUUUGAAGAGGCAGUGAAGACCUACAUACAACUUCCAAAGCUGCUGGAAAAGAAGGGAGAGAACAGUGUUCCACUGAAGGUCUGGCUGAUGCCACUGAAGAAGUUAGCCCCCAAAGCUCCUGUGCUGGUGAGAGAGAUCAGUGUUGGACUUGUAAGAAAGGCUGAAGAUGCUCUGGAGGACCUGAAUCAGCUGGAAAAAAGAUGCAACGGUUUGCUGGAGGACAAAGUGGUGCGAAAUUUUCCACAAAUUCAUGAAAAGUUCAGAAGUUUCCAAAAAUGGUGUGGUCAUUAUGCAUUUGAUCUCAGACAGACCAUGGAGAAGAAAAUUCCCUCCAUCCGUAAUGGCAAAGAAGAUGAGAGGAAAUUAGAAAAAGUCUUUAAAGACAGAGACAAGUCACCGUUCAGCCAUGCGAAACUAACCAGGUGGAUGGACUUUAAAGAGAGCGAAAUCAACAUCAUCAGGUCCUGUGUAGAGAAGAUGGAGGGAACAAAGUUCGUCCCAAAUCAGUCAGAGCUGGACCGAGAGGUUCUUGGUGUAGAGGAGGCUCUGUGUUUUGUUUUGACCUCCCUGCAGAGUGCUGACCCCUGCCUUGAUGCGAUGACCAAAUACUUAAAGUCAUCUAAAUUAGAAUCUACCAAUGAAGAGUCGUGGUUCUACUCAGAUGAAGUUAUCACCAACAUGAGAGAAAAAGCCAAAUAUUUCCAGGAUCUUACUAAACCACUGAAGAACAACAGCCGAUUCUGUUUCCUCAUCGCAGCAAUUGAAAAUAAGAAAUACACAGGAGCAACCAUCUACCAUUACAGGAAGGGCAAACUGGUCUCUGAGGGUUUUUCAAAGCCCCCCCUCCCUCCUGUGGAGAAAAUCACAGGCAGAAGAGAUUUGCUCUGGUAUUCCUGUGAUCUCACUCUGGACCCAGACACAGCGAACAACUACCUCACUCUGUCUGAGGGGAACAAGAAGGCAACUUAUGGAGCAUGGCACUCGUAUCCUGACCUCCCGCAGAGAUUUGAUACUUAUGUGUGUCAGGUUCUGUGCAGAGAGGGGCUGACCGGGCGCUUCUACUGGGAGGUGGAGUGGAGUGCUGGCUAUAAGGAAGGGGUUGCUGUUGGUGUCACCUACAAAGGCCUGUUUAGGAAAGGAAAUUAUGGCCAGUGUGGACUUGGACGCAAUAUUAUGUCCUGGAGUUUAGACCACACAGGGUACCCACCAAGUGAUACUCUCUGUGCAUGGCAUAAUAGUCAGUCCCAAAAUAUUUCUGUUCAUGCUACCGGCUGCAGCCGACUGGGAGUGUAUCUGGACUGGCCUGCUGGCAGUCUGUCCUUCUAUAAUGUCUCAGGUGACACACUGAGUCACCUCCACACCUUCCGCAACAAAUUCUCUGAGCCAGUUUAUCCAGGCUUUGGGACUUUCUAUGAACACAACUACGUACUCCUGUGUCUGUAAUCUGCACCACAUGAUUCACUUCAAGUUCAGUUCAGUUUGAUCACAAAAUGAUUGUUUCAUACGUUGUUAUUGUGAAGCACCAUUAUGAUAGUCACAUAACAAUUUAAUAUAAAGCUUCCUACUAAAUAUGGCCCACCCACUCAUGAAUAUUAUCAUUGUUGUUAUUAUAGUUUAUUGUUCAAUCACAAAUCAUUUUGUGGAUUUGCAGUCAGACUGUGUACUUUGUUCUCCCCUUUUUUCGUAGCAGUACCAUCAGUUGACAUAAAUACCUGUGUUUAAUUGUCUUUUUCUUUUCAUUUUAAGCUAAUUUUAUCAUCAUUAGUGCAUUUCAGCUCUCAUUGUGCUGCACACAGAUAUAUUUUAAAUAGCUUGUUCUGAAGGUAAGUAAGUAAGUGGUUCAAGACAGCUCAUUAAUGUCGAAGGAUGCUUGAUCUUUCUUUCAAAAGUUAAUAUGGAACAGAAACGCAAAGAAGCACAAAGCCACAUUUCAUCCAAGCAUUUUUAUGUGAAUUAUCUAAUUAGAAAAGCUGCAUGGAAGCUACAGAAUUCAAAAAAACUAUCACAAUGUCCCUAAAAAGAUUUUACACUUUGUUAAUAAAGGAUGCUGAUGUGUGGGCUC
Molecule: messenger RNA, 2719 nt
Organism: Micropterus salmoides (largemouth bass)
Lineage: Eukaryota; Metazoa; Chordata; Actinopteri; Centrarchiformes; Centrarchidae
Product: neoverrucotoxin subunit alpha-like
Exons: 3
Coding region: 1-2100 (699 amino acids)
Molecular function (GO): protein binding
Source: RefSeq, a predicted model, not a curated record